AUGUCGUCGCAAAAGGCAGCAAAGGCUGUCCAAGCUGGUAGCAGGGUCAUCCCCGUCAGCAAGAAAUACACCGUUCAGUCCACUGGGAUCUGGGAGAAGAUUCGACGAGCCUUCGCGGUCGACCCAAACCGCUCUAAUGGUGUCCCAUUGAACCCUCAAUUCCGUAACCCACCCCCCGGCUCGAACGAACCGUUUUCAUUCAUCGAUCCUGUCACUAUUCCCGCAGGUGACAUCGCCGAGAACCCAUACUGGAAGCGCGAUGCACGACGCGCCUAUCCCCGUCUCUCAGUCGUAUCUCAGGGCGACGUUGUUGGCCUGCUCAGCCUCGGAAGCCAAAGUGCACCAAAGAAGGAGCUGAUCGGUGAGGCUGGAACGAAGGAAUUAGUGGAGGUGAAACAGCAAGGAGAGACUGGUUUGGCUGCUUACUUUAAUGGAGGCAAGGGAGGAGUGUUGGAGAGCUUCGGGAAGGAUGGUCUGCCUCCUUUGCCCAGCGGUGCGAACUUGAAGGCUGGUGCCGAUAAGUACCACUUGACCCCUGAGAACGCUUAUCCUGAGCACUACCCAUGCCGGACAUUUCAAUAG
Molecule: messenger RNA, 582 nt
Organism: Amorphotheca resinae ATCC 22711
Lineage: Eukaryota; Fungi; Ascomycota; Leotiomycetes; Helotiales; Amorphothecaceae
Exons: 3
Coding region: 1-582 (193 amino acids)
Source: RefSeq, a predicted model, not a curated record